Molecule: messenger RNA, 822 nt
Organism: Podospora pseudopauciseta
Lineage: Eukaryota; Fungi; Ascomycota; Sordariomycetes; Sordariales; Podosporaceae
Exons: 3
Coding region: 181-822 (213 amino acids)
Source: RefSeq, a predicted model, not a curated record
CGAGAUUAGUAUUUCCCGCUGCCUGAAAGUUUGAGGUUGGGGGUAGCUUGAAUGCCUCUUUGGUAUUUGAUCAUGAGCGACCUCGUGUGCCGCCCUCAUUUUCUCUUACAUUGCAAUGGUAUCGUUUGUAUUAAAAGACCAACCAAAAUGUCUGCCCUUUGGGGGGUGUAAAUACGGGACAUGGUAGCAGCUACCAUGGUUGCCUACCUACGACACUCUCCUGACUCUCACUCUUCUCUACGUUUCUGCACAACGUCCGGAAAUGGACUUCAGGCUGGCUUCAACUUUCAUUCUGGAAUUUUGUCCGUGACGGAUUCGGCGCGUUUUGACCGCAUCGAUGUCGUGGGCCACUUACCUAGUGAACUCAGGAAUAUGAAGCUCUUCUCUCUCCUCGGCGCCUUCAUGGCCUCCUCCCUCGUUGCCGCCGGCCGCCCAGAGCCAGAAACCACCACCACCCGUAUCAAGCCUACUUACACCCCGCCCUACACCGAGACGACCACCACCCACACCUGGAACAGGCCCACCAAGACUGAGACCGAAUACAAGACCAAGAUUUAUGUCAAGCCAUCCGUCUACACCGAGACCGAGACGGAGUAUCGUACCAAACAUCACCACAAGACGGUCGUUUCUGUUCAGUCUGUUCAGUCAAUCUACACUCCGCAUACCAAGCCUCAUCACACGGAUACUGUGACGAUUAUUGGGUCCAAGACCUAUCCUGUUUACGUGCCUACUGAGACACCUGCUGUUACUGCUGGAGCGGCUGGGAAGCAGGCGGCGGGAGCUAUGGUUGUUUUGGGUGGUGUUGCUGCUUUUUUGCUUUAA